UGCGGCUGCGGCCAUGCAGGUCUCCAGCCUCAACGAGGUGAAGAUCUACAGCCUGAGCGCCGGCAGGAGCCUCCCGGAGUGGCUCUCUGACAGGAAGAAAAGAGCUUUACAGAAGAAAGAUGUGGAUAUCCGUAGAAGAAUUGAACUUAUUCAAGACUUUGAAAUGCCCACUAUUAGCACAAAGAUUAAGGUAUCAAGAGAUGGACAGUAUAUUAUGGCAGUUGGAACUUACAAGCCCAGGGUCCGCUGUUUUGAUACCUAUCAGUUAUCCCAGAAAUUUGAAAGAUGCUUAGAUUCCGAAGUGGUUACGUUUGAGAUUUUAUCAGAUGAUUACUCAAAGAUUGUCUUCUUGCAGUGUGGCAGAUUUGUGGAGUUUCAUUCACAACAUGGCCAUUACUACAAGACAAGAAUACCAAAAUUUGGUAGAGAUUUCUCUUACCACUACCCAUCAUGUGACCUGUAUUUCGUAGGAGCAAGUUCUGAAGUGUACAGGCUAAAUCUGGAACAAGGAAGAUUUCUGAACUCCCUGCAAACCGAAGCUUCAGAGAGUAAUGUCUGUGACAUAAAUCCUGUCCACUUCUUGUUUGCUAUGGGGACAGCUGAGGGAAAAGUGGAAUGCUGGGAUCCUAGAACUAGAAAUCGAGUUGGGCUGUUGGACUGUGCAUUAAGCAGUGUGACAGCAGACACAGAGAUAGAAGGUUUGCCAUCCAUUUCAGCACUGAAAUUUGAUGGGGCUUUGAAUAUGGCUGUUGGAACAUCUACUGGGCAGGUCCUAUUAUAUGAUCUUCGGUCUAGUAAUCCAUUAAUAGUCAAAGAUCACCACUAUGGCCUGCCUAUUAAAUCCAUUCAGUUUCAGCAUCAGUUGGAUUUAAUUAUCUCUGCGGAUUCUCGAAUCAUAAAAAUGUGGAACAAAGAUACAGGAAAGAUAUUUACUUCAAUGGAGCCAGAACAUGAUAUAAAUGAUGUCUGCCUUUAUCCAAAUUCAGGAAUGCUAAUGACUGCCAAUGAAGCCCCUAAAAUGAAUAUCUAUUAUAUACCAGUUUUAGGACCUGCCCCAAAAUGGUGUUCCUUCUUGGACAACUUGACUGAAGAACUGGAAGAGAAUCCAGAAAGCACUGUUUAUGAUGAUUACAAAUUUGUUACCAGAAAAGACCUUGAAAAUUUAGGCCUUGCUCAUCUCAUUGGAUCAUCAUUGCUCAGAGCAUAUAUGCAUGGCUUCUUCAUGGACAUAAGACUUUAUCAUAAGGCAAAAAUGAUGGCCAACCCCUUUGCCUAUGAAGAAUAUAGAAGAGAGAAAAUAAGGCAGAAGAUAGAAGAAACUCGUGCACAGAGAGUUCAAUUGAAGAAACUCCCAAAAGUUAAUAAAGAACUUGCACUCAAACUGAUUGAAGAAGAAGGAGAAGAGCAACAGUUUAGUAAAAAAAGAAAACAGAAGAAUCUGCCCAGCCUUCUCAAAGAUGAUCGUUUUAAGGUCAUGUUUGAGAAUCCAGAUUUCCAGGUGGAUGAGCAGAGUGAAGAAUUUAGGCUACUUAACCCACUUGUUUCUAAAAUAAGUGAGAAAAGAAAGAGGAAGCUAAAGAUCUUAGAAGAACUGGAAGCACAAGGACAGGAAGAGGAGGAAGAACCAGAAGGAAAAGCAAGUGAUGCAGAAAGUUCUGAGAGUUCAGAUGAUGAAAAAGGCUGGGUUGAAGAGGUCAGGAAACAGCGCAAGCUUUUACGCCAAGAGGAAAAACUAAAGCGGCAGGAAAGGCUCAAGGAGGAUCAGCAAACAUUACUAAAACCUCAGUUUUUUGAGAUUAAAGAAGGAGAGGAAUUCAGAAGCUUCAAAGACUCUGCCAAAAAACAAAAAUUAAUGAAGAAAACUCUUGAAGACCGUUUAAAGCUUGAAGAAAAACUUGGCACACUCAAUGUGUCUGAUACCACAGUAGGCAGCAAACAGGCAACAUUCAAAUUAAAGAAGUCAGAGCAGCAAAGGAAACAGCAGGAAGCUGAGAAACGACAUCGUCAGGAGAGGAAAACCCUCCGGCGCUCUGCCAGUCAUCUCAAGAGCAGACGUGGAAGAGGACAACUAUUUCAUUGAUUUAUGUUGGGCUUUUUUAAGAAACCUUUUACCUCAUUUUCAUUUGAAAAAGGGGCUUUUUCGAAUUGGGACACAGUACCAAUGGAUUUGUAUUUUGAUUCAUUGGUAAACACAAAACCAGAACCUCCUAAGCCUUGUGUUAAUUAUUGAAAAGUUCAUGUAAGUUAAAGUACUGACCAAAGGAUGCUAUGAAUAUGGUCCAUUUUGAACUGUAUUUGUUCAGAAAUCACCAGUAAUUGGUUAUUGUGUAACCCUGGAUGUUUUCUAUAUAAGAAUUUGUGUAUACAACAA
Messenger RNA from Agelaius phoeniceus (red-winged blackbird), 2371 nucleotides. It is a transcript of the gene NOL10, whose product is annotated as nucleolar protein 10. Gene Ontology annotation, cellular component: small-subunit processome; nucleus; nucleolus. Gene Ontology annotation, molecular function: protein binding. The record is from RefSeq and is a predicted model, not a curated record. Gene Ontology annotation, biological process: maturation of SSU-rRNA from tricistronic rRNA transcript (SSU-rRNA, 5.8S rRNA, LSU-rRNA). NCBI's taxonomy places the organism in Eukaryota, Metazoa, Chordata, Aves, Passeriformes, Icteridae.